AGAUGGUGGACUCGGCUUUUGGGGUGGCUCUAGUUGUUGUGGAUAGUCGUUUUAUACUACAACUGCUUUCUACUUGUACUUACACGAGCGACUUAGUGGUACCCCCUAGUAGAUCGAUAGAAAAUGGUAGUUGAAAGAUAAAUAAAAGUCGGUAGUCCUUCUGUGGCUGCACAAGGUCACACUGUGGUGGACGGCGAAUCACCUCCUAUCCUAUCCUCUACACCGCUAUUUUUGACGUGAGUGAGUAGGUAGAAGUACCCUGAUUGGCUUCUUCCUCGCCUACUCCCAUGUCCACUUGAUUGACUUUUUAUUUAUUACACAACAAGAUGAACCAAUAGGUACUACUAGAGGUACAUUAGGAUUAGGAGUCCUAGACGUACAUACUAGACCUGCUGCUUCAUCAACCAGCUUGUCCAGCACACAGGAGCACAUCAAAAAUAUGGAGGCUGUUCUCGGUCGGUUCACCGACCGAUUCCAGCGCGUGCUGGAUCGAUUUCUGAAGGAAAAGGGAACCGAUCCCGACGUGAAGUCUAGUUUGCAGAGAGUGCUGAAGGAUGUGCUCUCCAAGCACGAAAGAUACGAGACAGCAGCUCAUUUCUGGGAGGAUCUUCAGCUGGUUUUGGAGGAUGCUAUCCCGACUCGCGAAUCACCGGCUUCGAAGCAAAAACUCCACAACAUGCGCUACAUUAACCUGGAAGCUGCCAAGGUUCUAUUUGAUGACUAUUCUUUUCAAGUUCUAUUUGAUGACUAUUGUUUUCAAGUCCGAACCGACUAACAUCAUCAUUGUUUUCAAGUCAAAGUGGUCACUCAGUGCUGACUCCAUCACCGAUUGGAGAUACAUGACAUGACUCCAUCAGAGAAGGUCGUUAUGAAGAUGUUCUCGUUGUGCUUGUGCUUUGAUAUAAUUUGCUUGAUGAUGUGGUGGUCACCGGCGUCAUCUUGAUGUUGAGAUCGUUAGCUCAAACUGAAACUAUAUAAGAGCUCUGAUGUUUGUUGGAGAUAAGAGGUGUAAAAUAUUAAAUUACCUUAUUCAUUGUUCACCAAUCAGUAGAUUGUAUUUGUAAGUUUACUCGACGAGGAGCAUUAUUGUAUGUUGUUCAGGUCCGUUUCUACACAGCCGAAACGGUUUCGACCUUGAUGGAGCAGGAUGGAGAGAUCAGAGCUGAGAUCUUGGAGUCUUGGAUUGAGACUCUCGAUGUGACGGAGGAAGAGGAAAGGAGCAAUAGUGAAAAUGGCAUCAAGGUUCUAGAGGCGGUGCUGAGUUCCUCCAUGAUCCGAGAAGGCAUGACAGGCGAACACCUAAAGCAAGUAACGGACUGUCUGCAAGAGAACGCGGACAAAUUCCAAGGAACGCAAGUGCUGCAAGCUUGGCUAGGAACGGCGUCGGCGUCAGCAGUGCCUGUUCCUACUGUAGGUGUAGUAGGAGGUUCACAUGGAGUUGGAGACUCCUUAGCGACAAGAAAUUCUAGUGGUGGUGCUGCUGCAGGAACAAUAAAUGUUUCUUCUCAUAGUAGUGGAGGAAUAAAUGUUUCUUCUCAUAGUAUAUUAGGACCAGGUGGUCUUGGAGGUGGACCUUCCUCAUCCAAUUCGUCGCUCAACGUUGGCAGUUCGGUUCUAGCGCAUAUCGAAACCGACACGAACUUGAAACAGUUAGAGCAAGCUUUACUAGGUGGAGGAGCGAUGCCGCCUAAUAGCAAUAGCAUAGCAGGAGGAGGAGGACCUGGCGGAGGAGCUUCGAGCUUGUUUGGGAGCGGUAUUGCGUCCGGGGUAGCCGUUGGCGCGCCACAGUGGACCCGCUUAGGCCAGGAUGGCAGUCAGGUGGUUCGCACCGGGAAAAUGGAAAAACGAGUCGUGGAAAGAGUGGAGAAACAGAGAAAGCUCCAAAGUGGACUCGGCAGCGUGUUUGCGGCACAAGUGUUUGCGGCACAACAAGCUGGAUCAAGCGGGGAUGCGCAUGCUGAAGCUACACUUGACAGUUUUUUGAAUCCACCGCCAGCUGCACCUCUAGAUUCAGUUAUCGGGGGACCAAAAGGAAAAGGUGCUAAAGGUAAAGGCAAAAAAGGCGCAGCUGCGUCUUCAUCCACCUCACCGGAAAGGAGAAAAGCAUCUGCAGCAGUGGAAAACCUAGUUGGCAUCUUGAAGAAGCCAGGAGAUCAUGCGAUAACGCCAAGAGGCCGUCGCGAACCUCUAGCAGGAGAUGAAGGCACUUCUAGUUCCAGAGGGCCGCGGAGAGGAGGACGGGAGCGGGGGAUAAUGGAAACGCAAUCGCCGUUGACCGUGGCUGACAUGACCGCGACGGAGAUGGAUCAGUGUCGGAGUGCAGUAGGAAGACAACUAGAAUCCGGUAUGGGCAUGCAAAGGUCAACCGACGUCGACAAAAAACUGCGCAUCACGUUGGAUCAAAAUCGAGACUGCUUUGGGCUCAUCGCUAGACUAGAUCCGACAAGCAUCCUCUACUUUCCGGAUAGGGUCUUCCUCUCGGCGCCGGAUUAUCUUCCGUACUAAUAAUUGAUAUCUAGUGAUCAUGUCCUUGUACUACUUACAACGUAGUACUAGAACAACAUCAAGAACAAGUUAUUUUACCAACUCCAUCGAUCAUGAUUUAUUAUAAUCUAGUGCAAGAUAUUAAGACUUUUGACUAUCUAAGGACCAUAAGCUUAUUAUAAUCUACAUCUUCUACUCAUUCUCAUCUCCCCCACUACAUCUUCAGGCACCUGCGCGCAUCCGCAACGCAAGUUGUUCGGAAGCUGCCAGCGGAUGUGGUGGAGGAAAUUGUUGCGGUUCUCAAGCUCCAUCUACGGGACCUUCAGGGGAAGGUCAUAGAACUAAAGAAAGCACAAAACAUGCGACCCGAAGAUGUCCUGGAAUUGCCACUACACAACAGCGGCAUGGAGUUAAGAUUGGAAUAUCAGUCCUCAUCGUUAUUUGUUGUUCAGUAGAGUCUUCAGCAUUCUUCUUGAAUAUUUUUACCCGCGUACUACUACUAUGCAAAUACACCUGAUACAACUAGACAUUACUUGCGAUUCAUUCAAUUUUUUCGUUGCGGGUAUUUUUAACUCAAACUCAAUGAAUAGCACAUCCACAUGAUACAAACGUCGGAGAUCCACAUGAUACAAAUCGGCUACAACAAUUUACUUUCAAUAGAUCAAGCUCUAAAAUAGGUCCACGCCUUGAAGAAUGCGCUGGAUUGGAGGGACAAUAGCAGUAUGCGAUGGCGCAUGUUUGGGCCGCUUGAGGAGUGUUUGCAGGGCAACAGAGUCCCUGAAGUAUUUUUUCAUCCUGAGACCGUUUUUCUUGUCGAUACGGUGAAACCGAUGGUCUGCGUCGAUUACGACGACGUGGAACGAGGCAACCUUCUUCUUCUUCAGGCAGGAGCUUCAAGAAAUGGAGAUAUCAAUAGUAGUUCUUUUGACCAAGCAGAUAGACAAGCUGCAACUGGAGGCAUGCUGGAUCCUGGUGCAACGGGUAAUCCUGUGGUCGCAGGAAACGCAGUAGAUAACACAACUGGUGGAGCAGCUCCAGCAGUAGUGGUAGAGCAGGACAACUCGGCGUUUGCGGCUCACUUGCGAGACGCCAUGACUACGAUGCAGGAAGCCCAAAAUUAUAGCCACGUGAACACCGGUGGCAGGAUAGAAGCGGCGCCGGAGUUACUCGAACGCGACGCAGCGGGAAAUCUGGUCAAACCGGUGGCUGAUAGUAAAACUGGAGGUGGCGCUAAAAACGCACGAAACUCUGGCGGAAACAAGAUGAAUGCUAAUCCUAAUGUGGAUCAUGGCACCACUGCUGGUGAGCAUUUGCUAGACAACAGCGGCGCUGGUGUAGGGCCAGGAGGUCUGCAACAAGGAGGAGCUACAGGAAGCACAAAUUCUGGAGGUGCAGCUGCUAUGGUAGCAGCUGUGGAUCCGUACGCAAACCUCUAUUCGGACGCAGCGCGGAACUACUACAACAUGCAGCUGCUUGCGGCACAACAGCAGAUGCAGCUGCCACAAGGAAGCGGGAUCUUUUUCGUGAACGCGUUCCAAGAACUCUGUCUGUUGAUUUUGCGCCGCUUAAAGCAACCCCAUCGGAAGGGGAAGCUUGCGGAUCGGGCAAUCUUACCUCUGAUCCUGCAAUCGAAAUAUCGAGUCAGCGACGUGAAUUACGCAAUAGCGGCAGAGACGUUCUGGAGCUAUGAUGCACCUUGUGAGGUAAAAAUGACUCUUCUAUCUAAAAACAUGUAAGUAGGAGAUUAUGAUUAAAUAAUUGAAAAUUGAUAUAAUUCAAUCCAUUUAGGCAUAUUAAGCAUCUCCUAUCCAAUCCAUAAUAUAAAUGACAACAUCACGUACAGAUCUUGUUUCGCACGACUGAGGGUGAGAAGGCACAUCCCGAUCCUUUGCCGGAAACGGCUUUGCCAGGAUACUUGUCGCAGCAGAUCGUGCGAGAAGUGAAAAAACAGGGUUGUAGUUGUAAGGUGACGAUUUUGACUCAACGGCUCAAUUGGAACCGUAAGAGCGAUCUCUCGAGGACGCACGGCAUGUUCAAGGCUGUUCUAGGCAAACUUGGCGGCCUUUUCUACGAUCCGUAUUUUCUCUACUUAAAACAAACCAUAGACCCGUGGGUGGAGUGGCCUUCUAGUCGCGCUGGGAGACUCUUCAACGCGUCACAAACUGUGGCGCAAAGGGAAGAAGCUUGUCAAGCAGAAAUACUGUGCCGUUCCAAGACGAUUGACCUUCAGCCGGAAGCUGCCGAAGUGAAUCUCAAACGGCAAAUUCUAGGUUGGAUCAUAGCAAGAGGCGGGUCGGUUCCGACUGCAGAAUUACUCGAGUUUUUACCGCGCGUCAACAUCUACAGCUUGGAGGUUGCAUGGCAAGACCCCUACGGGCUUGGGAAGUUGCUCAUCCUGCCGCAGAAUAGAGUGUUUCUUCGAAGGAGAGAACAUCUUCAAGGUGAUCAUGACAGUCACAGUAGUAGUUCGACGGCAGCGGGAACUAAUGACAGCAGCGACAACAUUUUGGGUGAAGAUGAUGGCGACUUGUUGAAGAAGAUAGAGCGAGAGAUGGCUCAAGACGCCGAAGAUCGGAGAAUAGCGGAAAGCAUCCUCGCGACAGUUGUUUCGGGACAUGGUUAUGGAGCACAAGGAACGUCUGCGUCUGCUCCUAGCACAUCAAUAAAUACUGCAGCAAGUUGUACUAGUACGAUAAUACCUUGUGAACUGGUGCAAGCGUUUCGACGGAUUCUACGUGAUGCGGGUGGGACGCUUACAGUGGAAGAAUUGUGCGUUGAAUGUGUGAAAACACACGAAAAAUUCUUGUCGAGUCUCGUUGUGGCGAAAAGAAGAAUCACUAAAGCACAUCAAGAACAGAUGAAAGCUUUUCAACAACAACAACAACAACAGAGUGGAGCAGGAGUUAACCUUAACGCCGAUAUUAAAGACAAACCAGAACAAGCAGCAGAAAGUCCAGUCGAGAGUAGUGCUGAUGAGUCACAACAUGAUGUUGAAGACCUUCCACGUCUGUUGGCCGAUGAAGCGGACGAAACUGAAAGACAGAAGACUCUGGUAGCCUACACCGAAGUCGUGCAGUAUUGCUGCGAGCAACUAUCGGCGUCCCUGCUCUUCUACUCACCAGACCGUGUAUGGCUGCAGGCAGUCCUGGACGAUGUGAUUGAGGAGCUGCCUGGCAGUUCUUUGAUCGACUAUUUUCAUUGGGCCACGCCUAAGGCUCCUGCAGCUGCAUCAAGCACCAAAGCCGGAGGAAAAGAGCAAAGUGGAGGCGCAACUCUCUCCACUUCCAACGCUGGUGCCGGAAACAAGCGAACAGAUGCAAAUCGAACGGCGUCUACACAGGAUGCAAAACGAAGAAAACAAGGCCCAGCAGGUGACAACAACGAUGCUUGUUCUCUUGAAGGCGAGGGUGCCGGAGACGAUGAGAUAGAAAUCCGGAUCUUACCACCUGGAGGUGGAGGUAUUAAGCAGGCCAGUGCUCAAAACAGAAGUAGUCACAACAAGCCUCAUCUCAGUUCCUCUUCCGCCUCCGCGACUAGUACACCGGGACAGCUGCCCCUCUGGUUGUGUCCCGGAGCGCUCGUUUCCUACAAAAAAGCUGCUGUCGGUGAAGACGGUCUCCCUAUAGACCACGUGAAUGAGGACGACAAAAGUGCGCCGAGACAACAUGCUGUCGUUCUAGACACCACAACCUUUAGUGCUGCUAGUGGUACAGCACCACCAGCUUCCUCCACCGUGGCCGGGAGAGUCAAAGUAAGACUUCUUUCCUCGCAGGAGGACGACCAACUAGGAGGUCAAGUAGAUCAUCGUGAGGAGAUGAUUUUCGCUUUCCCUGUUGAGCUGCUGCCCAAAGUAGCAGAGGUGAACAGCACAGUUCGCGUCGUCGGCACAGCUAAAGAAAGAGGACAGUCUGGCUUGCUCAUAGGACUGAAUCGGGGAACCGCGAUGAAUGCUGGCACGACUGGUGUGGUUCAACUCAUCGGCAACAGGUACAUCACCCUCCCCCUUGAGAAUCUAGUGCCCAUAGCUAGCGGUGGAGGUGGUCACGGGACGGGCUACCACUGAACACGCUCACGCAUCUUAUUCUUCUUAUGCCUGCCGUCGUUCAUGGAGGAUGUUCUCACAACUAAUUGCAAAAACAAGUCAACGCAUGAUCAUAAUGACAACACAGUCAUCGCAUACACCAGAACAACUUCUACACCGCGCAUUAUGGAUGUUCAUGCUCAUGUUGCUUGAAUACGAUUCAUCUUCUGUCAUACGAAUACGAUGUAAGUACCCUUCUGCUUCCCACAUGAUGCUCGGUCAUACACAUAUCGCGCUUGUUUUAGAGUCCUCGAUUUCCAGGUUACUUUGUAGUGAUCUAAGCAAAAUAGAAAGAAAAAGAAAGAAGAUACCGAUCGAUACGCAUCUUCAAACUAUCUCGUCG
This is a messenger RNA of Amoebophrya sp. A25, 6908 nucleotides long. The record is from the annotation of a GenBank genome assembly. Lineage: Eukaryota; Dinophyceae; Syndiniales; Amoebophryaceae.